GUAUUCUAAAAUUCAAAUCGGUUAAAAACAAAUCAUGUGUAUACAAUCACUAGUGUAAUUCAACGAAUGAUACAGUUAGUUUUUGGAAACAUUUAUUUUUGCUUAAUUUUUCGGUCUACGGUAGCCUUUGGGCGACUGGACUCAGGCUAUUAUAGAUACAUAAUAGGGAUGUCAUAUUAUUUGUUAUAGUUUUAAUAGUUAAGAGAAUAAUAUAUAGUUUACUAUGAUGUCAGCCGUCUGGGCAUAGAAUUAAUUAAAUAAUGGAUAAAUCUUUGAUUAAUUGUUUUCCAUUCCGACAAUGGAAUUUGUUAUGCAUUUUACGUUAUCAAAUUGCCGCCCCUAUCCGAAGCCUUGACAGAUAACAUAGACCACGGGUUUAGGUCGAGACUGAUUGCAGGCCGAUCGAGAAUAUUUAUAUUUCAAGACUGCCAGAAAUCAACAGUUUUCUUGCAACAUUAGGUUGCUAAUUGUCUUGCUGGAAAAUUAAUUUCUGUCCAAUAAAUUCCACUUAAUUUGCACUUUUCUUCUUUUCGUGAGACAAUUAGAUGAAAUUAAUUAGCUAAUUCAAUUAUUUAUUCAAUAAUAAUUAAAAGCUCACAUAUAGUCUUAUCUGUCAUAGCUAAACAGUAGAUCAAUGUCCUCUGGCUUUAUUAAUAUUUCGCUCCAAAAUAAAGGUUCUUUUUAAUAAAUAUUCAACACUUACCCCGAUUAAAAAAAUUAAAUGAAUGAGAAAUACUACAAAAAUAUUUCAAAUACAAGAUUUGUGGACUCUUAGAAUAAUUUUGCUAACAUUAAAUUAUUCGGCUCAGUUUACCAUAAAAACAGUUUCUUUGAAAUAAUAUAAACUAUCUAUAAGCUUGUCCUAAGGAAAUAUUUAUCUAUGUAUUGAAAAACAACAAUAAUUUAACAAAUUAAUUUACCAUUUUAAAGAAAUCUAUAAAAAUUACAUUUUACUUAAUUUAUAAUAUGUGAGAGACAAGGGUGUUUGAAUAACCCUUGUUUAAAGGCUUACUAUUUCAACGAGUAUAUCCGCUAUUUCGCGAGAAUUUUCAAAAAAGUGAGAUCCAAGAAAUUUUAGGUUAUAUUUACAUAUUACUUGUAUUCACUCCCCUUGUGUACCCCAUCACACGCCAUGAAAAUAAAUGAAAUUUGAUAAUAACCACGCCCACCUCCCAUACAAAAGUUAUGUUGAAAAAUACUAAAAAUGGGUUAACUCACUAACGAAAAACGUCAGAAACACUAAAUUUCGCAUAAGAAAUGGCAGAUGGAAACUGCACUCAGAUUUUUUUUUUACAAAAUGGAAAAUGGGCGUGGCGUCGCCCACUUAUGGGUCAAAAACCAUAUGGACUGUAUUAAGAAGUGGCUAAAAGAAACGACUGCAGAAAGUUUGGUUUAUAUAGCUUCAUUGGUUUGCGAGAUAUAUACAAAAACCUAUUUGAGGGCGGGCCACGCCCACUUCUCAAAAAAUUACAUCCAAAUAUGCCCCUUCAUAGUGCGAUUCAUUGUACCAAAUUUUACAGACAUCCGGAUUUGAACUCCACUCUUCACCUUGAUCAGUUUGGUAUGUAUAACCCUAUAUCUAACUCGUUUAGUUUUGGGUGUUAUAAACAACUGUUACGUCAACAAAACUAUAUACCCUCUUAGCAACUUUGUUGCGAGAGUAUAAAAAGAGAGUUUGAAAAUUUCAGUUACACCCGAACUUAGCCCGUCGUUACUUGUUGUAAAUAUUUUUGUUUGGUUUCGGAAAGAAAACGAGAAAUUUGUUCACUAACGUCGAAAACAUUAUUUAUGGUACAUGGUGUAUGGGGGCUUGAGGAAGUAUUACCCGAUUUUAACCAUUUUUGGCACAUAGUCACAUUAUUAUAAGGAAAACAUCUUUUUAGAAUAAUUGAUAUUUAAUGAUAUUUUCUGUAAAAAAUUGGUCACAAGCACUCAGGUCCUCAUGUUCGGUAUCUGGGCCCUUGAAAACUUAUAGCCCGAUUUCAGCGAUUUUUAUACUCUCGCAAACUGUUGCACAGAGUAUUAUAGUUUUGUUCACAUAACGGUUGUUUGUGUCACCAAGAAAUAAAAGAGUUAGAUAUGGGGUUAUAUAUAUAUAAAUGAUCAGGAUGACGAGUGGAUUUGAAAUCCGGAUGUCUGUCCGUCUGUCCGUGCAAGCGAUAACUUGAGUAAACAUUAAGAUAUCUUAAUGAAACUUGGAACAUAUGUUCCUUGGCACCCUGCUUUCGAAAAUGGGCAAAAUCGGUCCACUGCCACGCCCACAAAAUGGUGGAAACCGAAAACCUAUACAGUGUCAUAACUAAGCCAUAAAUAAAGUUAUGAAAAUGAAAUUUGGAACAUAGGAUCCCAUUAGGGAGGGGCACAUUUGGAUGUAAUUUUUUUGGAAAAGAGUGGGCAUGAAAACUCUCGUGGGCGGGAAAAUGGACGUGGCGUCGCCCACUUAUGGGUCAAAAAUCAUAUCUCAAGAACUAUUCGACUGAUUUCAAUGAAAUAUAUAUAUAUAUAUAUAUAUCGGUAUAUAACACUUUCUAGACACCCUGAUGACACGGGUCGAAUAUGGGCGAAAUCGGUUCACAACUACGUCUACUUCCCAUAUAACUCAAUUCUGAAUUCCAUCUGAUUCGUUCACUUUAUAAUGUAUUCAUAAGGAACCAAUGAAGCUAGCGGAAUAAAACUCUAGACAAAUACUGUAUUUGAGCUGUGACAUCACUUGUGGAAAAAUUGUCAAAAUCGGACCAUGACUUUUCAAGGCCUCUGAUAUCGAACAUGAAGAACUCAGUGCCUAAGGGUAAUUUUUCACCGAAAAUAUAGGUAAAUCCCUCAGAUAUUUUAAUACAUACAUUAUAUUGGUUUAUAAUGUGAUGGGGUGUCACUUAAUGUAUAAGUAUCAAAGGGUAAAUUAAAAUAUUGACGAAACCUGAGGGCAAAAACAUUAAAAAAAUGAAUUAAAUUUCAGUUUUUUCGAUAUAUUGGCUAUAAGGACACAAAAACAUUGAUUUUGGGGUUUACAGUCCUCUAAGAACUUAAAGACAGACUUAUUCUGAGAAGCUUUGCCAAAGAAAGUUUACCAAAAAAGUCAACAUUAAAAAAGUUAGAGACCGAAGAAAAAAGUGCCUUUCUCUUACAAUGGGCCACUUUGAUGAAAAACUUCAAAAAAAAAAUUUUGUAUGAAACCAUGAUUGUAACUCAAAAAAGUAAUGAUGCAGUUCGAUUCGUAGGACCCGAAAUAGGGGGAAACCGUCGAAUUUGGUCUUGUCUUUUUUUUUUGGAAAAAACUAUCACAGUGUUAUUCAAACAAAUGCAACUCUCAAUUUUACUUACUUAAAAGUACACUGCUGUUAUUGGAUGUCAAAGUAAAGAAUUGAUAAAAAAGGUAAAUAAAGAAAUGUCAUAAGAAAACACAGCGAUAUGGCGUCCAAGCGAAGAAAAUUAAAUUUAAAGGAAAAAAUUAAAAUUUUAGAUGAAUUAAAAGCGGGAGAAAAGAUUGCAACAAUAUCAAAGCGUAGAAAUAUACACGAAGCAACAAUUCGUACCAUAAGGAGGAAUGAAACAACGAUAAGAAAAGUGGUUGCAGCCGCCAGUACUGGGUGCUUUUUAAGUGGGUUUUAUGUUCGCGAUGUUGCAAUUUUGAAAGCAGAACGUGCACUUUUAUGUUGGAUUGAUGACAAUGCAGUAAAGAGGAUUCCUAUUGAUACAAGGUGUAUAAAAGCAAAGAUGCAACAAUUUUAUGUUACAAUUAAAAACGAAGAACCUUCCACUUAUGAGGCUCACCAAGUAUUCAAUGCGGAUGAGACCGCACUCUUUUGGAAAAAAAUGCCUAGUCGGACUUAUGUGGCAAAGCAAGAAAAGUCUGUGAAAGGUUUUAAAGUAGCAAAGGAGCGUAUCACGUUGUUGUUAUGCAGCAAUGCAUCAGGAGACAAAAUGUUGAAACCUCUUCUUGUUAACAAAAAUCUUAACCAUAGGGCCUUAAAAGGUCAGUUAGAAUGUUUUGUUUCUAACACUGAUAUGUAUUUUAAUUCGCUAAUUUGUUCCUCAGGUAUUGAUAAAACCAAGCUUCCGGUCCAUUGGAUGGCAAAUAAAAAGGCUUGGGUCACAGCUUCACUUUUCAAGGACUGGUUCUUAAAUCAUUUUGUACCUGAAGUUCGAGAGUAUCUCCGCUCAAAACAACUUGAUUUCAAAGUUUUACUAGUUAUAGACAACGCUCCUGGUCAUCCAGACAUUUCCCAUAAAAACGUGAAGAUAAUGUUUCUACCUCCUAAUACGACGUCGUUAAUACAACCACUCGAUCAGGGCAUUAUUGCUACUUUUAAACGUUAUUAUGUGAAGCAUUCUUUUCAACACAUAAUAAACGAAAUUGAAACAAAUAACGAAAUGAACGUAAUAUCUGCGUAAAACAUUCGAUUUAAAAAACUGCAUAGACUGCAUUAGUUGCUCUGUAAGAGAAAUUAAGAAAACCACUUUAAAUAGGUGCUGGAAAAACCUGUGGGCGGAUGUAGCGGUAAUGGAUACUGAGAAUGAGACACUAUCUGAAUAUGCCGAUAUUUUCCAAGUUUCCCACGCGAUCGGAGGAGAAGGAUUCCACGAUAUAACCAUUGAAGAUAUCAAUGAACUUUUCGAAAAUGUUGUUAUUUCCGAUGAUGAGAUUUUGCAAAAUUUUGCAGAAAACGAUUGUAAUGACAACAAAGAUAAUGAUGAGGACAGGGCGGCACAUUCAAACGCAGCUGGUCUUAGUGCAUCUUUGAUCCAAAAUGGAUUAAACAUAGCGAUGGAGUUAGAAAAUCAUUUCCUCAACUUCGACCCAAACACGGAACGGUCUGCAAGAUUCCAGCGCCAAUUAAAUGAAGCAGUAGAAUGCUACCGUGAGCUUUAUGAAGAAGUGAAAGAAAAGAAGACGCAGCGAUUAAUGACUGAUUUUUUUAAACCAUAAACGUAUUUUAUAUUAUAUUCAUUUUGUUAACUUUCCCUGUUUUGUUCGUUCCUUUUAAAAGUAAUACAUAUGUAUAUAAUACCAUGAAAAUAUAUAGUGUUUUAAUUGUGUAAGUUCUCACUGUACGAAUAGAUAGAUUCACAUAUAAAAUUAGAUAUUUUUUAAACGUUUAUCUUUUUUGCACGAUUUUUUUUGUAAAUUUGUCCUUAUAGAGAGUUUUAUAUUAAAAUCUGUGUUUUUUUGCACGGUUUAUUUUUGCACGGAUAAUUUACUGUCCCAGUUAACCGUGCAAAAAGGAGAUCAACUGUAUAAGGAGUUGGCGUGAUUGUGAUCGGAUUUUGCUCAUGUUUUAUCCGUGUCAUUAGAAUUAAAAAACCUGAGUGCAGAUUCCUAUUCCAUUUCUUCUGUAAAAUUGAGGGUUGACGCCGUUUUUUGUUUGUGAAUUAACGCACUUUUAGUAGUUUUCGACAUAACCUUUACUUACUGGGGCGCCAAGAUUUGAGUUCAUUUUUAGGUUAAUUAGCCCAAAAUAAACACUUUUUAUUGAAACCAAUUGAUGGCACAAUUCCGAUUAGUAUGGCGAUCUGAGGGCACCGUUGGAAAGAGAACGUCCUCCCGAUUAAAAAAUAUAUAGGGUUAUAGGUACCGCAGACGCCUAGUUUUCGAGAUAUACCGCUUUAAAGAUAAAAAAAAAUCAAAAUUUUCAACAAGCAAUUUCACACACUUUAACACAUUUUACACUCUUUUUUCACUUCAAAUAUUAGAAAUUACAUUACUAACAUUCAAUAAAAUUCAAAUUUUACAUUUAUUUAAAGUUUUUUAAACAAAAAUUACUUGUUUUAAAAAUCACCUUUCAUUCUAAGAUUUAUGUGUUUACAAUUAUGCGGAAAACAAGCGCUGCCACAUUGUAGAUACCAUAUAUAAAUUCAUCCACAAAUUCCUCUUUUUGCGAAAAUUCCUCUGUUUUUGCCAAAAUUCCUCUUCUUUUAUUUAACAAAAUAAAUGUUUAACAUUCAUUUAUUCUACCAUUCUUGCCGAA
Messenger RNA from Zeugodacus cucurbitae (melon fly), 5966 nucleotides. RefSeq names its product tigger transposable element-derived protein 1-like. NCBI's taxonomy places the organism in Eukaryota, Metazoa, Arthropoda, Insecta, Diptera, Tephritidae. Gene Ontology annotation, molecular function: DNA binding. The transcript has a single exon. Gene Ontology annotation, cellular component: nucleus. Bases 3409 to 4392 code for a protein of 327 amino acids. The record is from RefSeq and is a predicted model, not a curated record.